AUAGUAAAGAAAAGAAAAGGAACAAGUUAGCUGUCAAGAUCGCAUCCAUUGUACCGUGAUUUGUUGAACAUCAGAGUCCAAUUUAUUCCACCAGAUCUCCAAAGAAAGGUUUGGUGAGAGGACUCAAUUAAAAGACGUAGCAAUGUUCAAGCACCUAACUGAAACUUUUCCAUCCUCAAAAGUUCUAGCACUCGAGAAUCCGGGGAUCGAAAUGUAGAAAUUCCUCGGGCACUUGUCGACUCCACGGCGGCUGGCCAGGUUUGACGAGUUUUCUUCUGUCAGUCGACGCAGGCGGAAGAAGAAAGCGAAAGAGAGUUUGGUGAGCCAACGCCAUCUAAUAUAUUCCAAUGCCCACAACACCUCUCCCCUUUGUCCAUCCUUCCAUAAACGAAAAAUCGGUUCUUUCUUUCUUCCUUCCUUCCUUUCAUCUCUUCUUAUUUCCUGCUUUCUUUGACUUCGUUCUGAUCAGUUGCUCAGCUCAAUUCCGAUUUUCAAAACCCAUUGCACCUGAUCUCCCCCUCUCAGUUUUCUCUGCUCAACGGUUAGUGGUAGUUAGUUUCGAGCUCUCUCUCCUUUAUGGGUUCUCUGAAUUUCCCCUAUGUAAUCUUACUUUGGUGAUUUUUUUUUUUUUUUUUUUUGCCGCGCUUGCUCGAUUUCGUUAGAAACAGAGUUUUUGUAGUUUAGUUUGGUGUUUGAGCUGGUUUGGUGAAGUGGGUUGGUGUUAAAUAUAUUUUGGCAGAGUGGAAAGUGAUCAGGAGGAAAAAUGGGAUCAGGAGGAGGGCAAUGGAUAGUGGAGAAGAGAUCUAGUUUCAGGAGCGAGCCUCUUGAGGUGAAUGUGCCUGAAACUGGAUGCCUCUCAAUCGUUGUCCUUGGUGCUUCUGGUGAUCUCGCCAAGAAGAAGACAUUUCCUGCUCUUUUCAAUCUAUACCGCCAGGGAUUUCUUCAAUCAAAUGAAGUUCACAUUUUUGGAUAUGCAAGGACUAAGAUUUCAGACGAUGAUCUCAGAAACCGCAUCCGCAGUUAUCUGGAGAAGGGUUCAGCGAAAUCUGAGGAAGUAUCAGAAUUCUUACAACUGGUCAAAUAUGUUAGUGGUUCUUAUGACACCGAGGAAGGAUUUCGGCUGUUGGAUAAGGAGAUCUCACUUCAUGAAGAGUUCAGAAACAGCACGGAAGGAUCAUCUCGAAGGCUGUUCUAUCUUGCACUCCCCCCUUCAGUUUAUCCAGUGGUUUGCAGGAUGAUCAAGCUAUGUUGCAUGAACAAAUCUCAUCUUGGUGGGUGGACUCGGAUAGUUGUUGAGAAGCCAUUUGGCAAGGACUUGGAUUCUGCAGAGAAACUGAGCAACCAGAUUGGAGAAUUGUUCGAGGAGCCUCAACUAUACCGUAUUGAUCACUAUUUGGGGAAAGAAUUAGUGCAGAACUUGUUGGUCCUGCGCUUUGCAAAUCGUUUCUUUUUGCCUCUUUGGAACCGUGACAAUAUUGACAAUGUUCAGAUUGUCUUCCGUGAGGAUUUCGGAACUGAAGGCCGUGGUGGAUACUUUGAUGAAUAUGGAAUCAUCCGAGAUAUCAUUCAAAAUCACCUAUUGCAAGUUCUCUGUCUUGUUGCUAUGGAAAAGCCUGUUUCUUUGAAGCCUGAACACAUUCGAGAUGAAAAGGUCAAGGUUCUUCAAUCAGUAAUGCCAAUCAAAGAUGAAGAGGUUGUUCUGGGUCAAUAUAAUGGUUACAGAGAUGACCCAACGGUUCCUGACCACUCAAACACCCCUACAUUCGCUACUGUCGUAUUAAGAAUCCAUAACGAGAGAUGGGAAGGCGUUCCUUUUAUCCUAAAGGCAGGGAAAGCAUUGAAUUCAAGAAAGGCAGAGAUACGCGUCCAGUUCAAGGAUGUUCCUGGAGAUAUUUUCAGAUGCAAAAACCAGGGAAGAAAUGAGUUUGUUAUACGCCUGCAGCCAUCAGAAGCAAUGUACAUGAAACUCACAGUUAAGCAGCCCGGGCUGGAGAUGUCAACAGUUCAAAGUGAGCUAGACUUGUCAUAUGGACAACGUUAUCAACAGGUCACCAUCCCAGAAGCUUACGAACGCCUAAUUCUCGACACAAUCCGAGGCGAUCAGCAGCAUUUCGUUCGCAGAGACGAGUUGAGGGCGGCUUGGGAGAUUUUCACUCCACUUCUGCACAGGAUCGAUGAUGGCGAGUUCAAGCCCCUCCCGUAUCAGCCGGGAAGCCGGGGUCCUGCAGAGGCAGAUGAGCUUCUGGAGAGAGCUGGAUAUGUUCAAACACACGGCUACAUCUGGAUUCCCCCGACACUAUGAAGGAAAAACUGUGACAUGACCGUGUUUGCUUUGCUCGGAAAGCUGUAACAGUAUAUCAAUACACAACAAUGUGGGCGGUUCUCCUUGUGUCAUAACUCAUAAGGAUUGCUUGUUCUAAGCCAGCUGAGAGUGUAAUGUAAAACUAAUUUGCAUAAAAAGCUCCCUUUGGAGCCUGCUGUGCGGUGUUUGUAUUACGUAUCGGUAAUGAAAUAAAUGUUUAGUAUUGUAGAGUUGAAGCUGUUACAAUAGUAAUAGAGCACUACUUACAGG
Messenger RNA from Linum trigynum, 2572 nucleotides. The record is from the annotation of a GenBank genome assembly. Lineage: Eukaryota; Viridiplantae; Streptophyta; Magnoliopsida; Malpighiales; Linaceae.